This is a messenger RNA of Calidris pugnax (ruff), 1900 nucleotides long. It is a transcript of the gene TFG, whose product is annotated as TRK-fused gene. Gene Ontology annotation, molecular function: identical protein binding. Gene Ontology annotation, cellular component: endoplasmic reticulum exit site. The record is from RefSeq and is a predicted model, not a curated record. The transcript has 9 exons. Bases 299 to 1498 code for a protein of 399 amino acids. Gene Ontology annotation, biological process: COPII vesicle coat assembly; endoplasmic reticulum to Golgi vesicle-mediated transport. NCBI's taxonomy places the organism in Eukaryota, Metazoa, Chordata, Aves, Charadriiformes, Scolopacidae.
GCCUGGCCGACCCGGGCAGUGCGCAUGCGGGCGGCUGGCGCAGGCCCGGCGGUUGGGCGGCCGUCGCUCCGGCCCCUUCUUUCCACUGCCACGUACGGGUGGUGGUGGCGGCGGCGGUGCCCGGGCGAGGAGGGGGCCUCCACUCGGCGGGACCGCGGAGGAGACAGACUUCCUGUUUUCUGUCACUGACAGUGCAUGGCGGCUUAUCCUAACUCUGUCCUGAAGUGAGGUGGGAAAUCUGCCCAAUAAUCCAACAUCAGUAAGAUAGACAAGGUCUGCAGGAGAUAAGCAAUCCACCAUGAAUGGGCAGCUGGAUUUAAGUGGGAAGCUGAUCAUCAAAGCUCAGCUUGGGGAAGAUAUUAGGAGAAUUCCUAUUCAUAAUGAAGAUAUCACCUAUGAUGAACUGGUGCUAAUGAUGCAAAGAGUUUUUAGAGGAAAACUUCUGAGCAAUGAUGAAGUCACAAUAAAAUAUAAAGAUGAAGAUGGAGAUCUCAUAACAAUUUUUGAUAGCUCAGAUCUUUCCUUUGCAAUUCAAUGCAGUAGGAUACUUAAGCUGACAUUGUUUGUGAAUGGACAACCAAGACCCCUAGAAUCUAAUCAGGUGAAAUACCUGCGUCGAGAGCUGAUAGAACUUCGCAAUAAAGUCAAUCGUUUACUGGACUGUUUAGAACCACCAGCUGAACCAGGGCUUUCCACUAAUCUGCCUGAAAGUGAUGCUGUAGAUGGUAGGGAAGAAAAACCUGCUGCUGCUGACUCUAAUGUUAAGCCAUCUACUCAAGUUACAGCAGCAACCAUGUCUGCAUUUGAUCCGCUAAAGAACCAGGAUGAAAUCAGCAAGAAUGUCAUGUCAGCGUUUGGCUUGACAGAUGAUCAGGUGUCAGGACCACCCAGUGCCCCUGCAGAAGAGCGAUCGGGAACACCAGACAGCAUCGCUUCCUCCUCUUCUGCAGCCCAUCCCCCUGGUGUUCAGGCACAGCAGCCACCCUACCCUGGAGCACAGCCACAGACUGGUCAGGUGGAAGGUCAAAUGUAUCAACAGUACCAACAGCCCGGUUAUCCUGCCCAGCAGCCACAGGCUCAGCCUCAGCAGCAGUACAGCAUGCAGUACCCAGCCGGCUACAGCCAGCAGCAGCCCCCCUCGCAGCAAGCAGCCCAGCAGUUCCCGGCCUACAGCCAGCCGCCCGCACCGGCCCCCGCCGCCGCCGCCUUCCCCGGGCAGCCCCCGCAGCUGCCGGCCCAGCAGCAGCAGCCGCCGCAGUUCGCGGGGGGGAACUACCCGCCCCCGCAGCCCUACACCACUCAGGCCUCCCAGCCCGCUCCCUACAGCGGCGCCCCCGCCUCCCCCGCCGCCCCCGGCACCUUCCAGCCGCGGCCCGGCUUCAACCCGACCCCCGGCAGCACCAUCACCCCCCCGCCCAGCGGGCCCAACCCCUACGCCCGCAACCGGCCGCCCUUCGGCCCCCAGGGCUACACCCAGCCCGGACCCGGCUACCGGUAAGGAGGUGUCCUGUCCGUCCCGACAGACUCCAGGAUAUUUUUUAAUUGAGGUCCCGAAACGGUAAUGAGGCAAAACUAUAGCUGUUGAUUAAAUUCUGCUGGGGGGAGGGGAAGGACCGAAAGAAUCUUUCCUGCUUUCAAUUGUAUCCGCUUCCUAGUUUAAUUCGGGGCUGGGUUAUUUUUUUGGGAAACACUACCUAAGUGUCCGCAAAGUGAUUGGCGUUCUAGCUUGCCUUGUUUGGAGGACGUGAAGAUGCUAGUUGGAAGUGUAGCCCACUUAUCAGGCUUGUUUUUACUAAUACGAUGAUGUACUAAAUUAGGUUCAUUCUGGAGGUAAAACUAGAUAUGAUGUAUCAUAAAUUGUAAUGCUCACACAGAAAACUAAUAAAAACCCUGAAUCUAU